GUGUGUCAUAAUUUGCGUCUAGUUCCUUGUCGGUACCUUAGUCUUUCCAGUUUGUCCUCGGUAGAUCAAAACAUUUCCUCCUAGAACGCUCUCAUAUGUUAUUCAGACAUCCUCAAAAAUAGCUUUAAAAAGUCGGAGAAACUACUUCAGGUGUAAGAAAUUGCUGGAUGAUGGCUUUUCGGAUUUUAUUCCCUGCUCUCUUUUUUGUCUUCGGUUUGGCAACAAUUUUCGGCCAGACUACACCUGGGGGAGAAUGUGAGACGAAAAAUGGGACAAACUGUGAGGAAUGUCUGAAAAAUGUGACGUGUUUGUGGUGCAUCAAAACGAAGACAUGUAUAACAUAUCCAGUGCAGACCCUCCUUCCACCCCAUGCACUCUGCCCACUGAAUGAUGCACGCUGGGGACUCUGCUGGAUGAACUUCCAGACACUGAUAAUCACCAUGGCAGUGAUCGGUGGGGUUAUCAUCAUUGCCCUGAUGGUCUGCAUGUUCUGCUGCUGCAAGUGUGAGAACUUUGGAUCCAAAAGAUUUGAGGCCAGGAUGCAGAGACAAGACAAUAAGUUGAAGACCAAGCAGGAAGAAAGGAGGGCUGAGAUGAAACAGAAACAUCAGGAAAUCAGACAGAAAUAUGGUCUAAGUGGACAAAAUCCAUACUCCAGAUUUGCAUGAGAUCAGUGAGCUCGGAUAUACCACAGACACAGCCGACUAUCCACAGCCUGUCUUCAGGUUGGGAGAAUAUAUAUGACAUAAUAAUGAAUGUAAACUAUACUGAAAUCAUUCUGCAGAUUAACACUUUUCACUUAAUGUAAGCUGUUUAGUAAUGACCCAAGAGGCUGGGACCAGAGGUUGUAAUCUUCUCCAAAGCUACAGCCAUCUAUGCUGUGGCACAAUCUACUCAUACUAUUAAUUAUGUCUAAUUUAAUUCUGCAGAAUGGGGAGAUGUUAGUUUGGUAGCUGAACAACUCUUUCCUUUUAGAAAAUCUAUUUUAACUAAACAUUUUCAGAUUGUUUUUACUUCUUAAUUGCUGCUGGUUUUAGAGACGAACAAAAGAUUUAAAACUUUUCUUUUGUAUAUUGUAAAAUUCUUGUUUCAAACUUCUGAAGGUGUUUUGUUUUAUUGCUGCAUUUUAAACUAACAGAAUUUCCUUUUUAACACUGUCUAACAUUAUUUGCUAAAUAUAUUCAUACAUCCAUGUGAAAGCUUCAUCCUUGAUGGAUAUAUAAAGUAAUAAAUUAAAUUUCACCUAAAUAUGUUGUUGCACAUGUACCCAGUGAAGAUGCAUAAUAAAGCCUUGAGACUAAA
Melanotaenia boesemani (Boeseman's rainbowfish) is the source of this 1302-nucleotide messenger RNA. It is a transcript of the gene pttg1ipa, whose product is annotated as PTTG1 interacting protein a. The coding region runs from base 168 to 668 and encodes 166 amino acids. Gene Ontology annotation, cellular component: nucleus; cytoplasm. NCBI's taxonomy places the organism in Eukaryota, Metazoa, Chordata, Actinopteri, Atheriniformes, Melanotaeniidae. Gene Ontology annotation, biological process: protein import into nucleus. The record is from RefSeq and is a predicted model, not a curated record. The transcript has 7 exons.